AUGGGCUAUAUGCAAUGGCUAUACAGCGAUCUUCUAGUUGGACGCUUGGUUACCGGGUACUGGGAGACGAUCGUCUCUAUUGGGCGGCUUCGAAGAAUGGGAAAUUUACUACUAGUUCCGCUUACCGGCUUAUUAUUCCGGCAGAAGAGAUCAACAACUGGGGCCUAUGGAGAAUCAUUUGGAGAUGGCCCAGUCCGCAAAGGGUCCGUCACUUCUUAUGGCUGGUGUCCGUCUAAGGAGGAGUCCGUGCUGCAUGUUCUCCGUGAUUGCUCAGAAGCUUCCGAGGUAUGGAUUCGCCUUGUUCCAUCGCACGUGCAACACAGUUUCUUCACGCUAGAUUUGAAGGAGUGGCUCACUUCCAACUUACUGAACUCUUCCGGGCCUUCUAUUGACGUCGACAAUUGGGAGUGCUUUUUUGGAGUGACCUUAUUGGCAUCGGCGAAAUGCACUGGUGCUUCUAGAGUAUCGCGUCUUAUCCGUUGGGAGGCGCCACCGACGUCUUGGGUUAAAGUGAAUUCUGAUGGGGCUCAUAACAAAUCCUCGGAUACUCAUGGUAGAUGGCUAGGUGGUUUCACGAUGACUAUUGGAUUGUUGGAGCAGAUGGGGGUCACUUCAUGGUCUUCGUAUGACUUGGGAUAUGGGAUAUCGUCAAGUUGCAGUGGAAGCGAAUUUUGCAGCAGAUUAUUUGGCGUCUUAGGUAGCCUCAAGUUCUCUCGAUCAUCAUCAUCUUUUAGCUCCAGAAGUCCGGUGUCAUUCCAUGACUUUUUUCGAUACCAUGAUUAUCGACGAUCCGCCAAGAUGACUUUUUUCGAUACCAUGAUUAUGGCGAUUGGCAUGACUUUUUUCGAUACGGCGAUUGGCGCAAGCAGUUUCGCGGAUGACGACGACCCGACGGAAUUGGCUGCAUACAGCCUUGAGUCACUGGUACCAGUCGGACAAGCGAGAAGGGAAGUCCGGCUUUAA
This is a messenger RNA of Striga asiatica, 963 nucleotides long. NCBI's taxonomy places the organism in Eukaryota, Viridiplantae, Streptophyta, Magnoliopsida, Lamiales, Orobanchaceae. The record is from the annotation of a GenBank genome assembly.